Dermacentor silvarum is the source of this 2000-nucleotide messenger RNA. RefSeq lists its product as uncharacterized. NCBI's taxonomy places the organism in Eukaryota, Metazoa, Arthropoda, Arachnida, Ixodida, Ixodidae. The coding region runs from base 448 to 1392 and encodes 314 amino acids. The record is from RefSeq and is a predicted model, not a curated record. The transcript has a single exon.
UUGUGCCAGAAGGACAUCCGAUCGGUACCAGUGCAGAACGGAGCUAUCGAAGCGGCAGCUCGCGUGACAGCUUCGCCGUGAAUGUGAAAGUUGUAGUGGCCGCGCGUGCGAUAGGCAUCGGACAUGAACAGCUAUCGCGUUUUUGCGCUAUUCUUGGCUUGCCAACGCCCAUGCAUCACAAGAGUUUUAUUGCAAUUGACAAAAAAGUUCAUGCCGCAGCUGUCAAAGCUGUGCAAGAAAAUCUCGCGAAGGCAAGGAUUAUAACUAAAGAGAAGGCGGAUGGAGCUGAUGUUGCUGUCAUGUAUGAUGGAACAUGGCAGAAAAGAGGGCAUAAAAGCCAUAAUGGAAUAGGCACUGCUGUGUCUGUGGACACUGGUUUGUGCCUAGAUUUUGAGGUGCUCUCAAACUACUGCCUUGCCUGUAGCCGACAUAAAGACUUGGGUACUGAUGAGGAAAUAUGGCAGGCAUUUCACUGUCCCGUUUGUGAAAAAAACAGAGUGCUCCUCUCAUGCUAUGGAGACUGAGGCAGCUUUGCGUAUAUGGAGGAGGACGCCAUCAUACGAGACACCAUUGCGCCUCACGAAGUUCCUCAGUGAUGGGGAUAGCAAAGCAUACACUGCUGUUGCUGAAGCCAAGGUGUAUGGUGAACUAGUUGUGGACAAGGAGGAAUGCACAAAUCACGUAGCCAAGCGUCUAGGCACUGCACUUAGGAAGCUUCCAACACGACUUCCACGUGGAGAAAAGUUGAAAGAUGGCACAAUUCAGAAGCUGCAGAACUAUUAUCGCAUUGCUAUAACCACCAACAGGGGUGAUCUCCUGAAGAUGUAUCGUGCUAUCUGGGCAUCAUACUUUCACUCAUCAUCCAGCAACACUGCAGGCAGCCACAGAUACUGUCCAGAAGGGGCGACUUCCUGGUGCAAACACAGGCGAGCUGAAGCUCUUGGGGAGCCUACACCAGACCACACCCCAAUCCUCACGAAGGCUCAGGGGUUGGCUGUGCUUCCUAUAUAUACGCGCCUCACGGAUGAAAAACUGCUGGUUCGCUGUCUACAAGGAAAGACCCAAAAUGCUGCAGAAUCUUUGAACAGCAAAAUCUGGCUUCUCUGUCCGAAGACUAAGUUUGCAUCUCGGACAGCAGUGGAAACUGCAGCCGCAAUGGCUGUGUUAUGGUUCAAGGGACAUUCAAGCUUCGAACACGUCCUUCAAGAGCUUGGUGUACUGCCACCUGAUGAACUGAUCACCUUGGGCCAAUCCCGUGACCACAGAAGAAUUCCUGCAUGUGAGACAGCUGAGGCAAGGGCUCAGCGUCGCCACGCGGCAAAGAGAGUGCGCCUUGAUGACUCCAUUCUCCAGCGCCGAGAAGGACGAACCCUUGGUGCUGGGCGUUUUUAAAGGCACUGACUGUGGAAAGGGUGGAUUGUUCUAUGCUGUCACAAAGUUUCAUGCAAAUCCCACAGUAUAUUGAAGAAUAAACAUGUUUACAACUUUCAAAUGCAUUUUUCUCAAUUUGCAUCUUGAGGCAAUUUUGACAUGUGGUGCACAAACUUUCAUGCACUUAAAAUUGUCCUAUCUUAAUGAAAUUUUGCACAGAGCGUCUUCAAACACUCUAAAGUACUGAUAUCUAUAUAAAGUUGCAAUAUACAUUACAGAUAUGUUGUUUCAUAACUUGAAAUGCCGAUGGGGGAGAUGUAAAAUAUAGAUUUGGUACUCUCGAUUUUUUGAAAAAAAGGUAGCAUGUUAUGCCCACAUUUGAGGUUCUUUUCAGUAAUAUACUUCUCAUGUGCAGCAAAAUGAGCUAUAUUGGGAUUCGGUAUGAAAAAUUUUAAUAAGCUAAAAAGUGUGCACAAAAAACCCUAUAUUCUGUUAGCAAAGUUGUUGGAACUCUGGAACUAUUGUAGCUACAAGAAAACCAAUUACAGUUUUGAAAUCGGCAUCACAAACUCUACUAAUAUCUAAAAUUUCAAUGUUCUAGGUCAAGAAAUAAAGAAAAACCUUUUUCG